AUGACGCCAGGGAGAUUGGUGGAUGACUUCAAGACCCCCUCCUUGUCAUCCUACACAGUGGCCCCCGCCACGGGGACAGAUCUUGCUCGGUUCGACAGCCCGCUUUCGCGCAUGUUGGCUUGUGCGCACCAUGUAUGGAAGUUGAAGUAUGCUAUCGCCCGCCCGGCGCCUCUGAUGUAUAAUCACUCGCUUGUGGCAGGGUGUAGGGACGACGAGGCGCCUGACUGCCAUGUCCUUAGCAAUAUUGAGAGCUACCAUACUCUGUUGGCGUACCUCACGCUGCGUCGUGAUAAGAUGUCGUUGGCGCACCAUGCUCUUGAGUCAGUGGGUUGGCCAACCCAUCACGGCCAUCUCUUCGACAGUAGCAUGACCCAACACAGAAGCUACUCAACGAGGCGUGCCAGAUGGUAUGGGGGCUGGCGGUGUCAGGGCCGCAGUAACCUCCAUGAUUGGCGGGGACGAAUAGCACAAGCUGCCUCGGCAGGUCAAGAUAUUGUGUCAUCCACUGAACUCCAGUAUCGGGACUGCAUGGCCGCCGCAUCAUACACGAACAAUGGCAAAGCAUUAGCUCUUACGAAGACCUGA
Neurospora hispaniola is the source of this 585-nucleotide messenger RNA. RefSeq lists its product as uncharacterized. The record is from RefSeq and is a predicted model, not a curated record. NCBI's taxonomy places the organism in Eukaryota, Fungi, Ascomycota, Sordariomycetes, Sordariales, Sordariaceae. The transcript has 6 exons. Bases 1 to 585 code for a protein of 194 amino acids.